AGCUCAUCGUCUUCGACCGCGAGCUCGCUGUUCCCCGCGUGCCCGCGAGUAUUUCCGAAUAACCCCAUCAGGCGGCGUAGCGAGGCACAAAUUCGAGGCGGUAAACAGAACAGCGAGCCCCAUGUCACACGCAGGUUCAUACGAUUCUUCUCUCUCUCAUUCCGUCAUGACCGAAGACGAGGAGGACUGGGAGGACUAUGUCAAGGGCGGCUACCACCCGGUCCACAUUGGCGACUCCUUUUCCGACGGCAGGUAUGUCGUCCGCCGAAAGCUCGGCUGGGGGCAUUUCUCGACGGUCUGGCUCGCGAGGGACACCAAAAUGAACCGUCACGUCGCCCUCAAAGUCGUCAAAUCAGCGCCGAGGUACACCGAGACCGCGCUCGACGAGAUCAAGCUUCUCCAGCGACUCAUUACAUCUACGCAGCCCCCAGUCUCACCUACGCCGGAGAACCCCAAUCCCCCGCUGUCUCCGUCGCAGACGCACCCUGGUCGCUCGCAUGUCAUCUCAUUCCUUGACCACUUCCGGCACAAGGGCCCCAACGGCACGCAUGUCUGCAUGGUCUUCGAGGUGCUCGGCGAGAAUUUGCUGGGGUUGAUCAAACGCCAUCAGAACAAGGGUGUGCCCAUGCCCCUUGUCAGGCAGAUUGCGAAGCAAAUCCUGCUCGGUCUCGACUACAUGCACCGCUGUUGUGGUGUAAUUCACACAGACCUCAAGCCUGAAAAUGUGCUCAUUUGUAUCGAUGAUGUUGAGUCUAUCAUCGAGGCGGAGCUCGCGGCCCAGUCCGCAUCGGCGACGCCGCCACCGACGCGUCUUGUUGGCGUGCCGCCUUCACGCGGGCGCGGCGGGAACCAGACACCGCGCUCCGAGUCCGUGUUCAUCACGGGUUCACAGCCGUUGCCUUCACCAUCGUCAUCCUUCGGUUCCACAUCACAUCUCGACCGCUGGUCGUUCGGAAUGAGCAAGAUCGACGGUGACGGCGGCGUGAGUGGGCCCGCAUCCGUGGGCAGCGCGGAUGCAGUGCGGCCGCUAGACAAGCGAGCAGACUCGACAGAGCAGGCCGCCGAGCGGAUGUCGGGCGUGUCUCUGGAUACAUCGCCAUUCGGCGAGAAGUCGAAACCGAGGCCGGCGGCUGGGCCGUCAUUACUUUCGCAACAGGCCUUAGCAGCGGGGUCUAGCACUGCCCCGCAGCCAGUGGCAGGCCCCUCAGGCUCACGCUCAUCACCACCACCGUACACAUCGGAACCGGGCAGCUUCCAGGAGGGUCUGGCGAUGCCAGCAUCAAGUGCCAGCGCUAUGUCGGUAGAUGUUCCCCCACUAGACGCUAUGGAGAAGAUUACAGUCAAGAUUGCGGACCUCGGGAAUGCGACGUGGGUAGAGCAUCACUUCACGGAUGACAUUCAGACGCGACAAUACCGCUGCCCUGAGGUCAUUCUUGGCGCUAAGUGGGGGCCUAGCGCAGACAUCUGGAGUGUGGCUUGCGUUCUCUUCGAGCUCAUGACUGGCGGCGACUACUUGUUUGAUCCAGCAUCAGGGUCGAGAUACAGCAAGGACGACGACCACAUUGCACAGAUUAUGGAGCUGAUGGGCGAGUUCCCUAAGAGCAUUGCGUUCUCUGGCAAGUACAGCUCAGAUUUCUUCAACAGAAAAGGGGAAUUGCGUCACAUCCAGAAACUGCGGUUCUGGCCGCUGGACUCUGUGCUCCACGACAAAUAUCUACUUCCUAAAGACGAAGCCGAUAUGAUUGCGUCGUUUCUGACCCCCAUGUUGCGUUUACACCCCGACAAGCGUGCGCCUGCUAGCGAGCUCGUCCAUCAUAAGUGGCUCGAGGACGUCGUGGUUCAGGGCGAAGUCGACGUCAUGCGGCGUACAGAGGAGGAGCGUCGGCGCAGACAAGCACUAGCCGCCGGUAACACAGCCGCCGACAAGCAGCCGAUGAAGGAUCCAGAGGCUGAUGCGAUGAAGCCUGUCGAUGCGGAGGAGGCCCAGAGUCCACAAAGCAUGGUCCUCGGCGGAGACCUUGACCGCGUGGUCCCCGUGCCCAAGUUGACCACGCCAGUCCCUUCGACCGCGGGCGCAAAAGAGAACGCACACGCUAGGACAGGAAGCUCUGGAAUACCAACCUUACACGCGAUACCAACAAACGGUAAGACGCCUGCGGGCGCGAAAGGGUGACCACCCUUGUCGUCCACUCGCCCGGCAGCAUCUUAUCUUACGUGAAGAGUGAUAGAACGUCUGCUGUUUUGUGCUAUUGUUGGAGGAUACUCCAUGCUCGAGUUUGUUGUUGUGUUACGCCGUUACGAUGUUAGCUUCACACCUAUUGUACAAAUGUAUUUACUACGUGCCUGCUUGGUGUACACUUUCGCCCUGUACUCCGCACUUUUGUACGUUAGGUACUCCAUAUACCGUGACGAAGCAAGUAGAAGUCCAUUUCUGUUUCAUAACUUC
Molecule: messenger RNA, 2446 nt
Organism: Postia placenta MAD-698-R-SB12
Lineage: Eukaryota; Fungi; Basidiomycota; Agaricomycetes; Polyporales; Adustoporiaceae
Exons: 7
Coding region: 122-2173 (683 amino acids)
Biological process (GO): protein phosphorylation; spliceosomal complex assembly; regulation of mRNA processing
Molecular function (GO): protein kinase activity; ATP binding
Source: RefSeq, a predicted model, not a curated record